Molecule: messenger RNA, 3180 nt
Organism: Wyeomyia smithii (pitcher-plant mosquito)
Lineage: Eukaryota; Metazoa; Arthropoda; Insecta; Diptera; Culicidae
Exons: 4
Coding region: 1-3180 (1059 amino acids)
Molecular function (GO): nucleic acid binding; zinc ion binding
Source: RefSeq, a predicted model, not a curated record
AUGUCCGGAAGUGCUUCUGUGCAUCCGCAGAGUCCUGUCGUAGCUGAUAACGCACUUGGGCAAUCAGCUUCGUCAUCCUCUACUCCCCUUAGCAAACGCCAGAAAAGAAAGUUAAAAUUGAAGGAAAAGUUGCAAGCCAUGGAGCAACUUAACACACUCAUCCACCGCCGCGGCGUUGCAAAAGCACAAGUGAAGGUUUAUUCACGUAAGCUAGAAGCUGCUUACAAAGAGUAUCAGGCUAUACAUGAUCUGAUAAUGACGCUAAUUAGUGACGAUGAUCGUGAGUCGCAUGACGAACACUAUGAAACAUUCGAUAACCUCUACGACGAAGUAUCCAUAUUGCUCGAAGAGCAAAUUGCUAGAAUCAAUUGUGGUUCUCAAGUUGCAAACGUAAAUGCCAGUCAACUGCAUGCCGUAGCAGUUCCGCAGGCAACCGUUGUGGUCCAGCAGUCCCUCCGAAUGCCAAUUCCCACGUUCGAUGGCCGAUACGAAAGAUGGCCAAAAUUUAAGGCAAUGUUCAAGGAUUUAGUUGAUAAAACCCCCGACCCACCUGCUGUAAAACUUUACCACCUUGAUAAGUCAUUGGUGGGUGAUGCAGCCGGUUUAAUCGAUGCCAAAACCAUUAAUGAAGGCCACUAUGCUCAUGCCUGGAAGAUGCUAGAAGAAAGAUACGAGAAUAAGCGCCAUUCAAUUGAUACCCAUAUACACGGACUGCUCAACCUCAAACGGAUGUCAAAAGAAAACCACAGUGAAUUGAGACACCUGGUGGAUGAGUGUUCCCGACACGUAGCAAGCCUCAAAUUCCUUCAGCAAGAGUUUACCGGGGUAUCCGAGCAGAUUUUUGUCCAUCUGCUAGCAAAUUCCUUGGAUAAGGAAACCAGAAGACGUUGGGAAUCAACCAUUGCUCAUGGCCAGUUACCAAAUUACGCUGAUACCCUAAAGUUUCUGAAAGAUCAAUGCUUCGUUUUUGAACGCUGUGAAGUAUCUAAGUUACCUCCAAAGGUUAAGUGCGACUUUUGCGGAAAAGGACAUCCAAAUUUUACCUGUUCCGAGUUUAAGUCACUUUCCGUACCGCAACGAUUAAAGAAGGUACGCGAGAAAAACGUUUGCUUCAAUUGUUUAAGAAAAGGUCAUCACAGUAGUAAUUGCCAAUCUGCCAAAUUCUGCACAAAGUGCAAACGUCGCCAUCAUAGUCUGCUCCAUUUAGAGGAGCAGCGAUCAGCAAACGAACAGGAACCAUCACCUAAACCAGAACUCCCUGCUCAGCAGGAAAAAGAGCAGCAACCUCCACAAGUAACUAGCGCCACCUGGUCAUCCGUAAAAACUAGACCGCUGCAGCAAGUAUUAUUGCUGACAGCUGUAGUGGAUGUCAUCGAUAAAAAUAACAACCCCCGCCCCUGCAGAGUUUUACUUGACUCACCCUCCCAAGCAAACUUAGAAAUGAUGGAAAAAUUAGGCUUGAAGCAGAAUCCAUCCAAUAUAGUAGUGGCAGGCAUUAACAACAUAAAGAGCCAUUCGUUGGGUAGUUGCGUCCUCAAAAUCCGUUCCAGGUACUCUAAUUUUGAAGCCAACGUCAGUUGCUUGAUCACGGAUCAGGUUACGGCAGACUUGCCAUCUUCAAGCGUGGAAAUAAGUGCCAUGAAUUUGCCGUCCGGAGUACGUCUUGCAGAUCCACAAUUUUAUCAGAGUGGAAAAAUCGAUUUGUUGCUAGGAAACCAAUGGUUCCUCAAGUUACUGCUACCAGGUGAAAAUAUAUUAGCUGAUAAUUACCCUAUUCUGCGAGAAAUAAUGCUCGGCUGGGUCGUUGGUGGUUGCUGCGAUGUGAAUACGACAGCAGAACAGACAGUUUACUCACACUCCGUCACGGUGGAUGAUUUGAAUUCGUUGAUACAACGUUUUUGGGAGGUGGAAGAGGUGCAUUCUGCUUCUAAGGUUUGCACUGAAGAGCAAGAAUGUGAACUGCAUUUCCAAGCCACACAUCGUCGUGAUGCAACGGGUAGAUACGUAGGUCAACUGCCACUCCGCAACACGCUGGAUGAACUUGGGGACUCCAGACAAGUGGCCUUGAGAAGAUUUUAUGCUUUGGAAAAAAGACUUGCUCAGCAACCAGAAUUAAAGCAACAGUAUACAGAAUUCAUGGCUGAAUAUGAGGACCUUGGUCACUGUAAAGAAAUAGACGAAAAUAAGGACAUGCCGGGUAUUGUGAAAUGGUACCUACCUCACCAUGCCGUUUUAAAACCGUCGAAUACUACCACCAAAUGUCGGGUAGUGUUUGAUGCUUCAGCUAAGGUCUCUGGACGCUCCCUCAACGAUGUUUUAAAGGUAGGUGCUAUUAACCAGAGCGACCUGCAAUCCAUAGUCCUUCGUUUCCGUGAGCCAUGUUAUGUUUUGUCUGCCGACAUUACGAAGAUGUAUCGGCAAAUUAUCGUCGACGAGUGUCACACACCGUUACAACGUGUGUUCUGGAGAAUUGAUCCAUCGUGUCGCCUUCGUGUGCUUGAGCUGACUACCGUCACUUAUGGCACUGCAUCCGCUCCGUUUUUGGCUACAAGAGCUCUGCUACAGUUGGCAAUCGACGAGAGAGCCAAAUAUCCUAUGGCUGCUGACAUCAUCGAGAAGGAUUGCUACGUAGACAACGCAUUAUUCGGUUUCAAUGAUCUCAGCACGGCGUCCGCAGCACAAGAGCAGUUGGUCCAGCUGUUGUCCGCCGGUGGCUUUCACCUACAUAAGUGGUCGUCGAAUAGUCCCAAACUUUUGGGAAAGAUCCCUCAAUGUGACCGUGAGGAACUCGUCUGCAUCGGCGCAGAAGAAGCAAUCAAAACGUUGGGUUUGAUGUGGAACCCGGCGUCGGAUGAAUUAAUAUUUUCUUCGGCACCAUCGGAUGAUAAAAAGACGCCUACAAAGAGACACCUCUUGUCGGUAAUCGCACGUAUGUACGAUCCGCUUGGCUUAGUGGCACCGGUCAUCGUGAUCGGAAAACUCUUGAUGCCCAGAAUCUGGAAAGCAAAACUGAAUUGGGAUGAAGGUAUCACCGACUUGGUGUCUCGUGGUCAAUCCGCUGAUAAGUUAUUAAGUAAUGACCUUUGGUGGAUCGGUCCGAGAUUUUUACGAGACGAGAUGUACGAAAUAGAUUCUCCAGAGAAGUUAGAAAUGUGUGUCCGCUGUACAAGCAGUGGUUAA